Messenger RNA from Arabidopsis thaliana (thale cress), 1193 nucleotides. Its product is annotated as SNARE-like superfamily protein. The transcript has a single exon. Bases 191 to 958 code for a protein of 255 amino acids. The record is from RefSeq and is marked reviewed. Lineage: Eukaryota; Viridiplantae; Streptophyta; Magnoliopsida; Brassicales; Brassicaceae. Gene Ontology annotation, cellular component: membrane.
UUGUAUUGUUCUCUCUCUGCUUUAAUACCUUUUCUUUCUCUAACAUUCGAUCUUCUGUUUAGUCCUUUUCAAGAUUCCUUUCGUUGUUUCUUGGCAAAGAUAAGGAUCUUAAACCAGAGACUUGACUUCAUAACUUACAUAUUCUUUGAAACUCUCUUGCUCAUCGCUGCCCCUUAUCUAAAGUUCCAACAUGGGUUCAAUCCAAAACACAGUUCACUACUGUUGUGUCUCAAGAGACAAUCAGAUUAUGUACGCUUACAACAAUGCCGGAGACCACCGCAACAACGAGAGUCUUGCAGCGUUAUGCUUGGAAAAGACUCCACCUUUUCACAAGUGGUACUUCGAAACGAGGGGUAAGAAGACUUUUGGAUUCUUGAUGAAAGAUGACUUCGUUUAUUUCGCCAUUGUUGAUGAUGUUUUCAAGAAAUCUAGCGUUCUUGAUUUUCUUGAAAAACUGAGAGAUGAGUUAAAAGAAGCUAAUAAGAAGAAUUCUAGAGGAAGUUUCUCUGGUAGUAUCAGUUUUAGCAAUGUUCAAGACCAAAUUGUCCGAAGACUCAUAGCUUCAUUAGAGUUUGAUCACACUUGUCUUCCAUUAUCAUCACCUUCCAUUGAUGGUGCUGAACAAAGCUACGCAUCUAACUCCAAAGCUCCUCUUUUAGGAAGAUCCAACAAGCAAGAUAAGAAGAAAGGGAGAGAUCAUGCGCACUCACUAAGAGGUAUUGAGAUAGAGGAACACCGAAAAUCAAAUGAUAGAGGAAACGUAACAGAAUGUUCUAAUGCUUCAUCUGAAUCAGCAACGUAUGUUCCAAGAAGGGGACGAUCUGGUGGCUCUCAGAGCAUUGAGAGGAAGUGGCGGCGUCAAGUGAAGAUUGUUCUUGCCAUUGAUAUAGCUAUUUGCUUAACGCUGCUUGGUGUUUGGUUGGCUAUUUGUCAUGGCAUUGAGUGUACACGUUCUUGAUCUAUUUAUUCUUCCAUAUGCAUUUUCCUCUUCUGCAGUUAUGUUGUAGAGAUUGCAGUUUGAAAUAUUCUGCAGCAUUGUUGAUUGUAUAUUAGGUAUAGGUCUCAAGUUCCUACGUUGGUUUGUGUAUAAUAUGAUGAUUUUGUUCUUAUAGUUGUACAUAAAAACCAGUCUGUUGCUGAAUGAUUGUAGUAAGGCCUCUUGGCAUCAAGAUAAUGAAAGUAGGGAUUCAUAU